Chenopodium quinoa (quinoa) is the source of this 2042-nucleotide messenger RNA. RefSeq names its product stomatal closure-related actin-binding protein 3-like. Lineage: Eukaryota; Viridiplantae; Streptophyta; Magnoliopsida; Caryophyllales; Amaranthaceae. The transcript has 13 exons. The record is from RefSeq and is a predicted model, not a curated record. Gene Ontology annotation, biological process: regulation of stomatal movement; actin filament organization. The coding region runs from base 233 to 1702 and encodes 489 amino acids. Gene Ontology annotation, molecular function: actin binding.
GUCGUUAGAAAAAGAAAGAAAGAAAGAAAGAAAACCCAGCAAAAUUACACUCUUUUCGCAUUCAUCCCUUUUCCUUUUUUCCUCACUUUGCUUUGUUAAAAGCACUUCUUCAACAUUAUAUCCUCCUUUAUUAAACUUCUUAUUUUUCAUAUAUUACAUUAUUCUUCCCAAAUAUAACAUUUUCCCAUGAUUUUUCCUACAUUGUGCUACUAAUCCUAAACCCUGAUUUACAAUGACAAGGGUGAGUCCAGAGUUUGAGUAUGAGGUACAGCAUGAUGCAGUUCUAUCAGUUUCAGCUGAUGUUAGUUUCCCUUCUGAUGGAUUUCCAAAGUAUAAAAUUGGACCUAACAAUGAGAUAGUAGAAGAGCCUAAGCCUAAUCCUGAUUCGCCGCCUCUCAAGGAGGUUGUUGCACAAGAAACCGAGCAACUAGCCGAGCAACACAAGCGUUUAUCAGUUCGAGAUCUUGCUACUAAAUUUGAUAAGAAUUUAUCUGCUGCAGCUAAGCUAUCAGAUGAGGCGAAACUCAGGGAGACGGCUUCUUUGGAGGGACAUGUUCUUUUGAAAAAACUUAGAGAUGCUUUGGAAUCAUUGAAAGGGUGUAUGGCUGGUAGAAAUAAGGAGGAUGUAGAAAAAGCUAUAUCUAUGGUGGAAGCUUUGGCAGUUAAGCUAACUCAAGAGGAAGGAGAGUUAAUACAAGAGAAAUUUGAGGUCAAGAAGCUGGCAAACUUUCUUAAGCAGGCUUCUGAAGAUGCCAAAAGAUUGGUAAACCAGGAAAGAUCCUUUGCUUGUGCUGAAAUUGAGAGUGCUAGAGCUGUAGUACAAAGAUUUGGGGAAGCUCUUGAAGAAGAAGAAAAACUAGCUCAAACAUCCGGAAAGCAGGACGUUGAGACAUUGGUGGAGGAGGUUCAAGAAGCUAGACGAAUCAAAUUGAAUCAUCAGCCAUGCAAGGUGAUGGAUAUGGAACAUGAACUUCGAGCUCUUAGGCUUCAACUUAGAGAGAAAUCUAUAUUCUCGGCUAAGCUUCAAAAAGAGCUGGCCAUGACAAAGAGGGCAGAAGAAAGUAGACUAUGUGUGUACCAGUUAGAAGGUGCUCAAACCCUAGGUUCAUGUCUUAGGAUCAGGCCUCGUGCCAAUAAUGCUCCUGAUCUUUCAAAAUGCUCUAUUCAGUGGUUCCGUUUAUCACCUGAGGGUGACCAUACCGAGAUACUAGCAGGUGCCAACAAACCAAUUUAUGCACCGGAACCUUUAGAUGUGGGCAAAAUUUUGCGAGCUGAUGUUGUUUCCGAUACUCAGACAAUUUCAGUGACAACAGUUGCACCCAUUGACCCUGCUCCUGGACUGACAAGCCACGUGCAAUCACUUCAGCGGCGGUCCAAUGCUGAAUUCCAUGUAGUGAUAUCACAGAUGAAUGGACAAGAUUAUCCAUCACAUUCUGUUCAUGUAUUUCAUGUCGGAAAAUCAAGAAUGAAACUUAGUAGAGGAUGGAUAAAUAAGACCAGGGAGUCUUAUUCUACAUCAAUGCAGCUAUGUGGUGUAAGAGGUGGUGGUAAUGCUGCUUCUAAAUCAUUGUUUUGGCAAGCGAGGAAGGGACUUUCCUAUGUAUUGACAUUCGAAACAGAAAGAGAUAGGAAUUCUGCCAUCAUGAUCGCAAGAAAAUAUGCUCUUGAUUGUCAUGUCGUACUUGCUGGACCUGAUGAGUGAUGACAAAGCCUAAUAUCAAGCCUAACCGAAACUCAAAGCAUUUAUUGGACCGUAUGAGAGAUUAACCUGAUUUUUCCCCUAGAUUUUUUGUUAUGGUUUUCUUGGUGUGUUAUUUUUGUUGUAUAUUUGUGUGAUUUAGAUGAUACAGUAGAAGAAUGGCUUGUAUUGAGUUCCACUAAUUUUGGUUGCAACCCUAAAUUAGGCAUUGUGUUUUAUAAUUUGCCUAAUUUUUUUGGUUGAGACCUUUCUUAUUGAAAUAGAUGUAUUAUAUAUACGUCGUAUACUUCAUAUGUUUACACUAUUUCUAUACACUCGUAUAUUAAGGGUAUGUUCAUAUUUA